Molecule: messenger RNA, 651 nt
Organism: Zeugodacus cucurbitae (melon fly)
Lineage: Eukaryota; Metazoa; Arthropoda; Insecta; Diptera; Tephritidae
Exons: 3
Coding region: 38-448 (136 amino acids)
Source: RefSeq, a predicted model, not a curated record
GUUUCAGCAUCAAAUUGUUUAAUACUCCUGUAUCGAAAUGGCACUCGGACUGAAAAUAUUUCUGUUAAUUUCCAUAUCUAUAUUAAUAGCAUUUUAUGGAAAACUACUUUGUUUUGCCGAAGUGUCUUAUCACACAUGCAAAGUGCGCGCGGGUAUAGGAAAAAUAGACAUAGAAGAUUUUGAAAUGAAACGAGCUGCACGUAGCGCUAAGGCAGAGUGUUUUCGCAUUUGCUACGCACUGAUGACAAAUACUAGAUACUACACCAGAACUUGCCUGGCAGGCACUACGAAUUAUUCGCGCUGGUUCACCAUAUUCCAUUGCCCGGAACAAAUCAGAAAUCCCGUUUUGAUCGCUGAUGGCAUCAUACCAGAUGAAUUCACAACCAAAAAGCCAAUUAAUUUAUGUCCAGGCUGGAUACAAAGCUACCUAAAUAUUAGAUUGGAAUAACAAAACCGUAUAUAUUAUUGCUAGAAUUAUCUAAAUGAGGAAGUAAACCACUUCUAUCUUCGUUACAAAUGUUUUUUUUGAUUAUAUUUUGGAAUUACAAUAUCCAAAAUUAAAUUAAUUUACCUCAUAUACACUAUUGUAAAUUAAGUAAUUGUGAUUAAACACAUGCCACAUUGGAAACCGAUAGUUACGGGAAACGGAAU